This is a messenger RNA of Zalophus californianus (California sea lion), 598 nucleotides long. Its product is annotated as high mobility group protein B3-like. The transcript has a single exon. Lineage: Eukaryota; Metazoa; Chordata; Mammalia; Carnivora; Otariidae. Gene Ontology annotation, molecular function: DNA binding, bending. The coding region runs from base 14 to 598 and encodes 194 amino acids. Gene Ontology annotation, cellular component: nucleus. Gene Ontology annotation, biological process: regulation of transcription by RNA polymerase II. The record is from RefSeq and is a predicted model, not a curated record.
CAGUACAGUCAGGAUGGCUAAAGGUGAUCCCAAGAAACCAAAGGGCAAGAUGUCUGCUUAUGCCUUCUUUGUGCAGACAUACAGAGAGGAACAUAAGAAGAAAAACCCAGAGGUCCCUGUCAAUUUUGCAGAAUUUUCCAAGAAGUGCUCUGAGAGGUGGAAGACAAUGUCUGGGAAAGAGAAGUCUAAAUUUGAUGAAAUGGCAAAGGCAGAUAAAGUGAGCUAUGAUCGGGAAAUGAAGGAUUAUGGACCAGCUAAGGGAGGCAAGAAGAAGAAGGACCCUAAUGCCCCCGAAAGGCCACCGUCUGGAUUCUUCCUGUUCUGUUCAGAAUUCCGUCCCAAGAUCAAGUCUACAAACCCUGGUAUCUCUAUUGGAGAUGUGGCCAAGAAGCUGGGUGAAAUGUGGAAUAACUUAAGUGACAGUGAAAAGCAGCCUUACAACAAUAAGGCAGCGAAGCCGAAGGAGAAGUACGAGAAGGAUGUCGCUGACUAUAAGUCUAAAGGAAAGUUUGAUGGCGCAAAGGGUCCCGCCAAAGUUCCCCGGGAAAAGGUGGAAGAGGAAGAUGAAGACGAGGAGGAGGAGGAGGAGGAUGAAUAA